AUGACCACACAGCGGGAAAAUGAGAAUUCGGACACCCCUGAAUACGAGCUCUUGCCAACGCAGACCGACGCGGACGACAAUCCGACUCCACCACCGAUGGUAUCUGAAGAUAUGGAAGAAAAUCGCCAAGGAGACACAAUGGCCCGGCAUGCAGCCCUGAUAUUCUCAUCGAUAGUCGUCGCCGUCACCUGGACUAUUACCUUGACCAGCAGGCCUUCUGGUUGGUUCGCCUUGCACCCCCCUCUCCAGAGUCUAGCACUCCUUCUGUUCACAUUUGGUAUUAUCACCCUUCAACCUACCAAUAAGCCGAAAACUAAAGCCGCUGGCCUGGCACGCCAUCAAAUUUUCGUUCUUCUGCUCGCUUUUCCGGUCAUGAUUUUUGGCACUUUCGCGGCGUGGUACCAUAAAUUCCUUCGAGAUGCACAUCAUUUCAAAAGUUGGCAUGGGAUUAUAGGUGUUAUCUCGAUGCUAUGGCUUAUAUUCCAGGUCAUUCUAGGAGGGGGUAGUGUCUGGUACGGAGGUUGGUUGUUUGGCGGUGACAUGAAGGCAAAGGCCUUGUGGAAAUUUCAUAGACUUUCUGGCUAUCUUCUUUUCCCGGUCCUACUCUUCACUGCACACCUAGGUGGUGCUUGGUCCUCGUGGGGCGCCAAACAUACCAUCUGGAUUAUUCGUUUCGUUGCCUACACCAUUGCGCCAUUGGGCGUCCUGAUAGGCGUUUACACUCGCAUUAGGUUUGUUUUUGAGUUUGAACAAGCAGUGCCGAAGAUUGACUAG
Messenger RNA from Cyclocybe aegerita, 774 nucleotides. Lineage: Eukaryota; Fungi; Basidiomycota; Agaricomycetes; Agaricales; Hemipholiotaceae. The record is from the annotation of a GenBank genome assembly.